GUCAACACCAGAAAAACAUGGCGGCUCCCGUUAGAGGCAUGGCUGGAUCCAGCAGCAUAGGCAACACAACAAGUUUUCAGAAAAAAACCCGUAGCAAACUAGUUUCUAUACCUGGUACAAGACCGUCUGUGCAGAACGGACAGCUGUUAGUUUCAUCUGGAGUCAGCUCGCUUGACUACGUGAUUGGUGGUGGCCUGGCAGUUGGAACUCUGCUGCUUGUAGAGGAGGACCGCUAUGACAGCUACUCUCGCAUGCUGCUCAAGUACUUCCUGGCGGAGGGAGUUGUGUGCGGACAUGAACUCUUUCUGGCAUCCGCCCGAGAUCACCCUGAUGAGAUCAUGCAGGAACUCCCUUCUCCUAUUGUGGAUGACGUUGCCGGCAUGAAAAUCAGCGAGGGUCAAUCUCAGCCAAGUGACCCAGAGAAUCCAGACACAAUGAAAAUCGCCUGGCGCUACCAAAAUCAACCCAGAGUUCAGACUGCUUUGGCAUCAUCAGUGAGGUUUGGCCAUUACUAUGACGUUUCCAAGACCAUGGAGCCUGAGCUACGACAAGCAGCCAAAUGCCACAGUUUUUACCAGCUACAGGAAACACCAGUAACCACAGAAUCAAGUCCGUUACCAUCACCAUAUCAUGCUCUCCUGAAGUCUAUCCAGACGGUCAUCCGGAAAGAAGGGUUUGAUGGAUCAACACCACAGUCUAAGGUUCGGAAUGUCCUGCGGCUGGGUCUUCAUUCUCUGGGAUCGGUGCUGUGGGGGGAUGAUGUAUGCUGUAAGGAUAACCCCGCCCACUGUCACGCCCUCACCACAUUUCUCUACGCCCUCCGAGGCUUGUUACGCACAUCACUCUCGGUCGCUAUAGUGACCGUACCCUCCCACCUCAUACAGAACAGAGCCGUAAUGGGACGAAUAAUCAGACUGAGUGACACAGCCAUCGCUUUGGAAUCAUUCAGAGGCUCGGAGAAGGAGGCCAACCCACUUUACAAAGACUAUCACGGUCUCCUGCAUGUUCGUCAGUUGCCCCGUCUGAACUGUUUGUCGUGUGAGGUACCCGAUACAAAAGACUUGGCCUUCAAACUCAAGAGAAAGCAGUUUACAAUUGAGAGACUGCAUUUGCCUCCAGACCUGUCAGAGACGGUGAGUCGAGUGAGUAAAACAGAACUGGCAGCAGGAUGUGGCACCACUGCCACGGGCAACAAGCACCUAGAUUUCUAGCGUAUUCCCAUUCCUCCUGCACCGUCCACCCCCUGUGAUGUUCAAGGGCAGGAGAGCGCUGGAGCUGCACUACGCCAGCACUAGGUUACAGUCACACCUGCACUGACACACUUACUCUCGUUAUUAGUGAAUGAGAUUAUGAUGGCACAGCAUUUAAUAACAUGGAGAAGCAUACAAGACAGUGAUAUUCAGGGUCAUAAAAACCUGACACGUACCUGUUGCUGUCUUUGGACAAAACGAGAAUGUGACGCAAAUAACGAUAACGUAGUUUGGCUACCAGUGUCUUUUCAGUGCUCUUUAUGGCUUCCUGAUGUUUAUUAGCUUAGUUAGCUAAUAAAUAUUUGGUGUCAAUAAAGUUUCUACCCAAAAAAUGUAAAAAAUGUCGUGUUUUUAUUUACUCAGAAUAAUUCUCCCCAAAAAUCUCUGCAAAAUCUGAUUCUCAUUACUAUACUAUAAAAAAAAAAUAAUGAUGUACUUAAAAUUGUUUGCAUACAUCAUGAUUUGUUGUUCUGCCUUUAAUUCAUGCUGUAAACAAAUGUCAUUUACAGUUAUGGUAAGUAAGAAAAACUGUUACAUUAAUGAAAAGCUCCUUUGAGAAUAAUGGUAAUUAUUUGGAAUUAUGUCCGCAUACAUGAAAGUAAUUAACAUUUUUAAGAGAAAUAUGCAUAAAUUGUCAUUCGACUUAAUUUUCCUAAAAAUAUAGGCUGCUUUUUCUUGACACAAAUAUAUUUUUCCUUUUGAGUUGAAAUCUGACCUGUUUUCCAAGUUUUUCCACGUUUUUGUAAUUCUCACCAUUAUAUUUUAUUAUAAACUACCAGUCAACAGUUUUUAAAAUUUAAUGUUUUAAGGAAGUCUCUUCUGCUCACCAAGCAUGCAUUUAUUUGAUCCAACGUGCAUUUUUUACUAUUUAAAAUAACUGUUUUCUAUUUAAAUAUAUUUUAAAAUGUAGUUUAUUCUUGUGAUUUCAAAGCUGAAUUUUUAGCAUCAUUACUCCAGUAACAUGAUCCUUUAGAAAUCAUUCUCAUAUUCUGAUUUUCUGCUCAAAAAACAUUUAUCAUUGUUGUUGUUGUUAUAUUGAAAACAGCUGAGUAGAAUUAUUUCAGGUUUCUUUGAUGAGUAGAAAGUUCAGAAGAACAGCAUUUAUCUGAAAUAGAAAUUAUUAAUUAGAAAAUCUUUUGUAACAUUAUAAAUGUCUUUAUCAUCACUUUUGAUCAAUUUAAAGCAUCCUUGCUAAAUAAAUGCUCAUCUUCGUAUUUUUCUGUUCUUCAAAGAAUCCUGAAAAAAAUGUAUUCACCUUUUUAAGUAUUGAUAAUAAUAAUAAUAAAGUGUAAGCAGCAUGUUACAAUGAUUUCUGAAGGAUCUUGUGACACUGAAAACUGAAGCAAUGAUGAAAAUUUUGCUUUGAUUGCAGGAAUAAAUUAAAUUUUGAAUUUAUUUUAAAUAAUAAAAAUAUUUCACAAUAUUACUGCUUUUGCUGUAUUUUGCAUCAAAUAAAUCCAGGCUUGGUGAGCAGAGGAGACUUCUUUAAAAAAAAAAAAAACAUCAAAAUCAAAAAUUAUAUUAUAGUCUCUGUUCUCUAUUUCUUAAACAGGCUCCACAAUAAGAUGCAUUCAUUUGCAAUUUAAUUGUAAUGAGAUCCUUUUGCAUUUAUAAUUUAUAAAUUUCAGCUGACAUGAUCCUGCUUGACUUUGGAGAAAAAUGUAUUUGUAAUG
Messenger RNA from Labeo rohita (rohu), 2923 nucleotides. It is a transcript of the gene elp4, whose product is annotated as elongator acetyltransferase complex subunit 4. Gene Ontology annotation, biological process: tRNA wobble uridine modification. NCBI's taxonomy places the organism in Eukaryota, Metazoa, Chordata, Actinopteri, Cypriniformes, Cyprinidae. The coding region runs from base 18 to 1211 and encodes 397 amino acids. The record is from RefSeq and is a predicted model, not a curated record. The transcript is spliced from 10 exons. Gene Ontology annotation, cellular component: transcription elongation factor complex; elongator holoenzyme complex; cytoplasm.